Messenger RNA from Strongyloides ratti, 2469 nucleotides. Its product is annotated as Peroxidasin-like protein. The record is from RefSeq and is a predicted model, not a curated record. Bases 1 to 2469 code for a protein of 822 amino acids. NCBI's taxonomy places the organism in Eukaryota, Metazoa, Nematoda, Chromadorea, Rhabditida, Strongyloididae. The transcript is spliced from 6 exons. Gene Ontology annotation, molecular function: peroxidase activity; heme binding. Gene Ontology annotation, biological process: response to oxidative stress.
AUGUGGAUUCCAAUAAAAAAAGGAAUCAACCAAUGGAUAAUUGGAUUAACAUUAAUCGAAAUUUUAUUAUUUAAUAUCAUAGAAACAAAAGAUGAUAAUCCAAUUACUAAAAAUUUUAAAUGCCGACGAAAUGGUUGUUGUGAUCAACAUGAAUGGUGUCGAUUUUGGGCAUCAGCUGGUGAAUGUCAUGUUAAUAAAAAAUGGAUGGAAGAAAAUUGUCAAUUAGCAUGUAAUGCUUGUAAAACUCAAACACCAAAAGUUACUCCAUCAAAAAAAGUGCCUAGUAAAAUUCCAGUUCCAGUAAAUUUAUUACCAAAUAAAGUGCAUAAUAACAAAACAGUAAAUUUAAAAGAUAAACCAUUAGUUUCUGAUAACUUGAAACAUACUACUGAAUUACCAAUAAAAAUUGAAACAAAACAUGGCAAGCAAAGAAUUAAUAUUAAUAAAAGUCAACCUCGUAGUUUUCCUUUACCAAUUUCUACAACACCAGCUAGUUCUCAUUUAACAGUAUUAUCUCACAAAAUUUUUCAAACAAAAGACACAGCUUUUCCAAAAACAACUUUGCGUCCGGUUAUUCAAACAAUAAAAUCUAUUCCAACAAGUUUACAACAAACAACAGUUUCACCAAUAAAAAAAUCAAAAAAUGUUUUAGGUUCAAAAAUUGAAAUGUGCAAACGUUUGUUAGAUGAUCCAACAAAUAUAGCUAUAAAUAUAAGAAAAAAUAAUCUUAUCUUUACUUCUGAAGAUAAUGAUGGUAGGAGAACACUUAGUUUGGAUGAUGUAAUUCGGAGUAACCUCGCUAAUGCAUGUACUCCACGACUUGAUGAAUCAAAUUGUGAACGAAAUCUCUGUUAUAAUUUAUAUUUCCGAACAAUGGAUGGUACUUGUAAUAACCUAGAAAAACCACUUCAAGGAGCUUCAUAUAGACCAUAUAACAGAUUACUACCUCCUGAAUAUGAUGAUGGCCUUGGUGCACCAGUAUCAUCAAUAAAAAAUGUUAGACCUAGUCCAAGAGAAAUUAAUAGAAUAUUAUUAUCUUCAAAAGCUGUUGUUCAUGCAGAUGAUUAUAAUAGUUUGUUAAUGCAAUUUGGACAAUUUAUAUCUCAUGAUAUGGCAAAAACAACAUUAGUACCAUCAAGUAAAUGUCCUGGAUGUAGUAAUAUUGAAGGAAGAUGUAUGGCAAUAAAAUUAUCACAAAAUGAAACAAAUGCAAAAUUUUUACGUGAAGGUUGUAUAAAAAUAUCAAGAUCAUCACCUAUAUGUGGUUCUGGAAGAACAAAACCAAGACAACAAUUAAAUGAAAAUACAGGAUAUAUUGAUGGUUCACCUAUUUAUGGAUCAAGUGUUAAUGAUUUACAAAAAUUUAGACAAGGAAAAACAGCAUUUUUAAAAUUAUCAACAUUUGGUGGUCAAAAAACAUUACCAUUUGAUCAAUCUAGAUGUAAAAAUGAUAAAAGUUGUACUGUUAUAUUUAUUGCUGGUGAUAGUCGUGUUAAUUUAUUUAUUGGAUUAAGUUCAAUUCAUAUAUUAUUUACCAGAGAACAUAAUAGAAUUGCUGGAAUAUUUAAACGUCUUAAUCCACAUUGGUCUGAUGAAAGAAUAUUUCAAGAGACAAGAAAAUUAGUUGGUGCACAAAUACAAGCAAUUGUUUAUAGAGAAUAUUUACCAAAAAUUUUAGGUUCAGCUUUUAUGUCAGCAAUAGGACCAUAUAAAGGUUAUAAUCCAAAUGUUGAUGCAACAAUUGUUAAUGAAUUUACAUCAAGUGCUUUUAGAUAUGGUCAUGGUAUGAUUCAAGAAACAUUUCCAAGACUUGGUGAAAAUUUUAAAAAUAUAUCAUUUGGUUCAUAUAAUUUUGUUAAAGGAACAUUAAAUUCACAAUUAUUAGUUAAACAAGGUGGUAUAGAUCCAAUAUUAAGAGGAAUGAUGUUUACAAAAUUAAAAAGACCACAAAGAUUAACAAGUGUUAUUACAGAAAAUAUGUUUGAAUCAACAGAUUUAGGAAGUAUAAAUAUUCAACGAGGACGUGAUCAUGGUUUACCAUCAUAUAAUAAAUUUAGAGAAUUAUGUGGUUUAAAACAUGCUAAAACAUUUGAAGAUAUUUCAAAUGAAAUAUUAUCUCCAUUUACAAGAAGUAAAUUGCAAAAAAUGUAUGGUUCAAUAAAUAAUAUUGAUUUAUUUGUUGGUGCCAUUUUAGAAGAUCCUGUUCUCCAAGGUCUUGUUGGUCCAACUAUAACAUGUAUUAUAGGACCACAAUUUAAACGUUCAAGAGAUGGUGAUAGAUUUUAUUAUGAAAAUCCUGGUAUUUUUACACCAAAUCAAUUAAAAGAAAUAAGAAAAUCUUCUUUUUCAAGAAUUCUAUGUGAUAAUGGUGAUAAUAUGAAUCUUGUUACAAAAGAAGCAUUUAGAAUAUCAUCACUGACUUCUUGUUCACAAAUUCCUCAAAUGGAUCUCUCAAAAUGGAAAGAAUAA